This is a messenger RNA of Fopius arisanus, 2456 nucleotides long. RefSeq lists its product as uncharacterized. The coding region runs from base 198 to 1049 and encodes 283 amino acids. The transcript is spliced from 6 exons. The record is from RefSeq and is a predicted model, not a curated record. Lineage: Eukaryota; Metazoa; Arthropoda; Insecta; Hymenoptera; Braconidae.
CGAAAGGCUCAGGGGUAGAGCGAUGGGGAACGUCAGUUUGUUCACAGACUUGAUGGUUUCCGGACUCUGAUGCCGACCCACCAAAGCUGUAACGACACUAUUUUUCAUUCCGUACAUAUCCACCAGCGACAUAUCGUAAUUACACUGGCUGACUGGACAUUAAAUUCUCCGUGAGAAUCGAUCAUACACGUGAACAGAUGCGAGUGACAAUGGGGUUGAUUACGGUGCUGUUAUUACACUCGUGUGGAUUUAUUAUGAUGACAGUGAGUGGCCAGCGGUUUGCCGACUAUCCAAUGCCACCACAGACCACAGUAAUCAGUCGUGUUGGAUACAGAGAUCGUCGAAAUAAACCUGAACCAACGUGCGAGGAAUUGAGGGCCAUGUGGAGAUACAGCAAGAGACAGAGCAGAGCUGCUGAAUCGACCAAUGAUUUGCCAAUGUAUCGUGAUCCAUUUUCCUACAAUAUUUGGGAGACUUAUCCCGUCCGGUCGCAGCUCUCAUUCGGCUACAGAGAUACAGAGGAGCAGGCACGCAACAGAGGCGGAGGCCGUGCUCCAGUUUACGGUAAAAUGGUGCACAAAGCUCCGGCUGAAGGUAGACUACGUAAUGGAAUGCCAAAUCGUAUGAAAGCAUUUGAGGAAGUUGCACGUAUGUAUGGAACUGUUAAUCAUCAGCCACCGGAUCAACGAAGACGUCAAUACAACUUUCGCGUUGGCGGUGGUGCGUCAAUAUCGCGGGUACCCCAGGCUGGAAGUUUUCAGCAUUUGAAGGAACUCAUUCGUACUGAACGCGCACGUGAAUUACAAGAUCAGAGGAUCGCUGAGGAAAUAGCAGCGAGAUCAGCGGCUCUAGGGGAACUCAACAAAAAUGAUAGAAGCAGUGAAUCAGAAGCCCACAGGCAUUACCCGAAUUCAGUACAAUCAUACCAAGAACCAAAGAGCGUCAAUUACAAUUUUCCACCAGGCCAAUAUUUAUCGCGUUUAACGAGUUUGAACGAUGGACUAUUGAGGAACGAUGACUACGAGAGAGAGUCAAUGAUUCGUCAAUAAUCCAGUGGCAGUGAUUUCGAGAGAAGCAAUCUACUGCCCUCCGUUUAAAUGGUAACUAAAAUUCUACAACGGCGAUCUGAAGAUUCUCCCCGAGAAUCAGGUACUCCUCUUUUAUUGUUCACCUGUUACUCGAGAUUUUGCAAAUUCGCUCGAAUAAUGUUCGAGGAAUUUUUAUGGAUAUGAAUUAGGAAUUACGAACAUAUCCGGUUUAUCUUUAGAUUAGUGGAAUGAGGAGAUUGGUGGAGGGAAUCGAGUUAAUUACCUCGAACCUGGUGGGUGGAAAAAACUUCAAUGUCGAUUUAUGGAUUUUUUAUGAAAUAUCUAUGAUUCAAGUGGAAUCAGUGGGAAAUGUCAGACAUAAUACGCCAACGCACUUCAACGGCUGAUAUCUCCAAAACCGUUACAGAUUAUUUUAUGUUCUAUAAAAAUGAUUUUGGGAAUUUUUUCUCUAAACUCAGUAUUUCCUGAGAUAUUCCCGGGACGACCUGUACAGAAAAAAAAAUUUUAACAAACCCUUGAGAGAAUUUGCCUGGCUCUUUCCGCUCGCAAAUUCCUUCAUUAUUUUUAUAAUCAAUCAACUGCAACCCGAUAAUUACUUGGACAUAUAUCUCCGAAACUUCUGGUUUUAUUAAAAAAAAUGCAUGAAUCAAAUUUACAGGAAAUUUAUUUAUUCGUAAAAAAAAAUUUCUGACAUUUUCCUCUGAAUGGAAUAUUUCCCGAGAUAUUCGCGGAGGAAUGCAUACAUAAAAUCUGAACAUCAACGAAUUCACAAGAAAAUUCAUUUAAUUUUUCUUCCCUCCGGAGAAUUCUUUACACAAAAUAAGUGCAGCUGAAAUAAAUGACCUUUCCUCCUCAUUUCACGGUUUCUCCUCAAUACUCGUGCAUCCCACGUCGGGGAGAAUCAUUAAUUUAGAAGCGGAGAACUACAAACAGGCAACUCGUGCAAUAUUAAUUAUCCAAAUACGAGGAGUUUAAUUAAAAAAAUGAGUUACGUGGUUGAGUGGGUGCGAUAAAUAAUCCACCACUGGGGAUACCACCCGCAUAAUAAUUCUCCAGCCGAAACAUUUAGUUGAAAAAUUUCAAUUGGUAAUCAAGUGGAAUAAAACAGAACCCACGAGCUCCCAAUAUAUCCUGAUGAGGCUAUUAAUUAUAUCAAUUGAUUUCCCUUAAUUACAUGUUACGUAAGUUACGAUCGAGAGUCGAUCGAUAUUCUCGUACGUCUGUCACCCGAGUUCGAUAAUAAAACACGAAGAGACGAGAUUUUUCGAUAAUCACGAGUUCUCAGACUGUAGAUUACUAAUCAAUUUUAUGAGGGGAAUUUCCACUAUCAAAGGGCCGAGUGAAAAAAUAUUGAACCUUUUGAAAAAUGCAAUCACGCGUCAAGAAAAUGCAUAAAAAAAUCCUGCG